Messenger RNA from Australozyma saopauloensis, 915 nucleotides. RefSeq lists its product as uncharacterized. Gene Ontology annotation, biological process: 3'-UTR-mediated mRNA stabilization. Bases 1 to 915 code for a protein of 304 amino acids. Gene Ontology annotation, molecular function: mRNA 3'-UTR AU-rich region binding. Gene Ontology annotation, cellular component: cytoplasm; nucleus. The record is from RefSeq and is a predicted model, not a curated record. The transcript has a single exon. Lineage: Eukaryota; Fungi; Ascomycota; Pichiomycetes; Serinales; Metschnikowiaceae.
AUGGAUUCAGCAACGACAAAAGAUCAAGAACCCAUAUCUGAGAGAGGGAUUUUGCCGCUGACUGAGCGCAACUCGAACGUCUCGAUAAACUUACGCAUCUUACUUUCCGCAAAAGAAGCAGGAUGCCUAAUUGGCCAAAACGGCACAGUUAUUGACGGCAUAAGAGAAGAUACUGUAACCAAAGCCGGUAUCAGCAAACUUAAUCCGGGCUCACUAGAAAGAAUUCUCACUAUCAGUGGCCUUCUUGAUAACGUAGCGGAUGCACUCACUCGUUUCUGUAGAUUGUUAGUUGAGUCACCUGCAAACAAUCAAUUUGUCCAUGCAUACUUUCCACUCAAAAGACUUCUGCAAGCUUCGAUUAGUGUUGGAGACACUGCACUUUUGCGAUUGAUUAUUCCAAAUGCACAGAUUGGUACCCUUAUUGGUUCGAAAGGCGCUCGAAUCAAAAAAAUUCAAAGCGACCACCAAGUUCUGAUGAUCGCCUCAAACUCAUUUCUUCCUGGUUCUAACGAAAGAACAGUUGAAAUUCAAGGCUCAAUUCACAAUUUCUAUGAUGCUUUGCAAACGAUUUUGCGGUGUUUGUUGGAGGACGUGUCCUCCGUGGGCACCAUUUACUAUGUUCCGCAGGAAUCUUCGAUAUUAUCUGAAUCAGAGGGAAAGGGAAUUUGCACUACAACAAUAUCAGCAUCAAAUCAUAUAGUCGGUGCUUUGAUUGGAAAAAAUGGAGCGAGGAUUUCGGGUGUCCGGAAGGUAAGUGGUGCCUCAAUCGCAGUUUCCGAGAACACCAGCGAAGACGAGCGAAUCUUUACAAUCAAAGGAGACUCUCGCGCUGUUGAGAAGGCACAGUCUUUGUUACUACAAAACGUCGAGAGGGAGUUGUUGAAGCGAAACAUGCUCCCAAACGACGAUGAAUAA